Molecule: messenger RNA, 1308 nt
Organism: Westerdykella ornata
Lineage: Eukaryota; Fungi; Ascomycota; Dothideomycetes; Pleosporales; Sporormiaceae
Product: glycoside hydrolase
Exons: 3
Coding region: 1-1308 (435 amino acids)
Source: RefSeq, a predicted model, not a curated record
AUGUUCUCAAUCUCAACAUUUUCCACUCUGCUUCUAGGGGUUUUUGCUACGGCUUCGUCAUUAGCCCAAGCCCAAGAUGUGAAAUCCCUUCUUCCGCUAUCCACGAGGGGACGAGAUAUCUUGGACAAAAAUGGAAACGUCUUCCACUUCCUUGCCACUAAUUGGCCAGGUCACCAAGAGGCGAUGAUUCCGGAAGGCCUUCAGCAUGCUUCUGUUGAAGACAUCGUCACCUGGAUCCCGAAAUUUGGUCUAAACUCGGUCCGCCUGUGCUUCGCUAUCGAGAUGGUGGACGAUAUCUUCAGCAACAACCCUAAUCAGACCUUGGAGAGAACAGUAAUCAAUGCCUUGGGAGAGAAGAAUGGAACCAAGGUCCUCACGGAUAUACUCAAACAUAAUCCACAGUUUAGUAGGAACACAACAAGGCUCCAAGUGUGGGAUGCUGUUGCUAAAGAGCUUGCAAAGCAGAACGUCGUUGUACACCUUGACAACCAUGUCUCCAAGGCGUUCUGGUGCUGUGGAGAGAAUGAUGGCAACGGUUGGUUCGGCGAACAGUACUUCGAUAUCGAAAAGUGGAAGCGUGGAUUGUCUUUCAUGGUGAAACAUGCAAAGGAAAAUUGGCCGACAUUUUCGUCCAUUGGCUUGCGCAAUGAAUUGCGUCAAUCCUCGACCGCUAAAGAGCCCGUUGAUUGGUACACUUGGUAUACACAUAUGACCGCAGCCGCCAAUUCCGUGCACCAGGCCAAUCCAGAUGCUUUGAUCUUUUUCUCCGGCCUCUCAUAUGACACCUACAUCGAUCCCAUUCCACUAGGUAAAACACUGAAUGGAACGACGGGUACAAAAUCAGCUGGGAAGACGGCUGUCUUCAAGCCAGACGAUUUCGCGUGGAAGAACAAGAUCGUCCUCGAGAUCCACAAGUAUGAUUUCGAAGCCACGCAGGACAACUGCGACAGUUUCAAGAAAAAGUGGUACGCCAAUGGCUUCCAAGCAGUCGACCCCAAGAAUCGACAAACCAAAUAUCUCUUCCCCUUGGUGAUCUCAGAAUGGGGUUUCAUCCGCAAUGGGACUUACUUCAAACAAACGACGUACAAUAACUGUACAAUUGAAAUGGUCGAAGAUUGGCAGGUUAGUUGGAUGCACUGGGAGCUUUCGGGAAGCUUUUAUCUCCAGACGAGGCCAGGAAGGACGCCUCGGACUAUCCAAGGGCUGGAAGAGUUCUGGGGGCUGCUCAACUACAAUUGGUCUGCCGUGAGAUCGCCCGUCACGGAGGAGAACAGCUUAUAUAAGAUGAUUGCUGCUCUGAAAAAGUAG